This is a messenger RNA of Funneliformis mosseae, 532 nucleotides long. NCBI's taxonomy places the organism in Eukaryota, Fungi, Glomeromycota, Glomeromycetes, Glomerales, Glomeraceae. The record is from the annotation of a GenBank genome assembly.
UUCAGAUAAUAAUGACUUAUUUGAUUAUGAUAAAUUAUUAGAUAUGCCGGAAAAUAAUUCUGGUAAUGAAGAAUAUAUUGAAGAAAAUGAUUAUGAAAAUGAAUGGGAAAUUAAAAUGGAUAAAGAUGAGGAUUUAAACUUUGAAAAUGAAAUAGAUGAUAUUAAUACUUAUCUUAAUCUUGAACGGGUUGAUGAAUUAUAUAAUAUACAAAAAUUAAUUAAUCAUCUUGAAUUUGAAGAUCUAAUACCUACACAAAAUAAUAAUGAAAAAAAUGAAGAAAUAGUACCUAUUCAACCUAUUUCUUCUAUGACAGCAUUAUCAGCUUUAGAUAAUAUUUUAAGUUUUUUGACUAAUCCACCUGAUGGAUUUGCUGUUGAAUUAAAAAAUCUUAUGGAAAUUCGUUCUUUACGAAGUCAAUGCUCUAAAAGUGCGAUAUUUAAAUGUGAAUAUAACUGUGAUGUUCCAAUUUGUAAGUCUCAUAACACUCACAAGAUUUCAUACGUAUUGUCUCACGUUAGUCCGGUUGAUUGA